AUGUGGGCAUUCAGUGCACUCCGAACAAGUACCUUGCUGCAUCCAUCACAUGUCUCCAUCAUUCCAAAGCUAUCUUUGCGACUGACUCCCAACCCCAUUGAAAGACUAGCUAACACAUCCCUCUCGUGCGCAGAUAGCUGCGGGUUGUUCGAACAAGACAGUCCUGCAUGCAUACGAGAUCCAACCAAGGCUGAAGAUUGGUGUCUGUGGGGUGUGUGCACGUCUUGCGGAAUGGUCAAUGCCACUGCGAAGCUGAGGGUACCCAGGGAAAAUGCUUUCAUGGAUACCACAGUAGCCAGCAAAUAUUGGGGCUACUUCGGUCAAUGUUGUGAAGUCAAUGAUGCAGUGGCUCGAAUGUUAGUCAAGUUUACUGAUUGGGCUGUGAGGGAUUUGGAAGAUGAAGGGGAAAAAAAGAAACCUACAGUAGAAACCACAGUGAUUUUCUAUGUCAUUGCAGCGCACAAUGACAUGUCCAGAGAUGAACUCGUGGACAAAGCAUGCUGGAGUGGACUGGCUGGAAACAAGGCCACAGAAACACUCAAACGUGAGUCCACGCCGAUUGAGCCAGUAAAAAAAGCCCUCUGGCAUAACACGGUACCCUUGGGCAGUCUGUGGGCUAAUGCAAUUUUCUUAUAUAGCAGUGGUGGCAUUGAUUUACAGGCGGCGGCAGUGACGGCUAAGUGUGCUCAAUGUCAGAAUGAACUAGAAGACCAAGAAAAAACUUACAAAUUGGCUUGGGAUGAGCGACGGCAUCGGUACUGGUAUAUGAGGGUGGAUGACAUUUGGGUGACACCCCAGCAGCGUGUUAGACUUGGCGUCAGCAAGAAGCAACAGAAGCACAAGGAACUGAAGCAAACUCACAUGUAA
This is a messenger RNA of Suillus subaureus, 867 nucleotides long. RefSeq lists its product as uncharacterized. The transcript is spliced from 4 exons. NCBI's taxonomy places the organism in Eukaryota, Fungi, Basidiomycota, Agaricomycetes, Boletales, Suillaceae. The record is from RefSeq and is a predicted model, not a curated record. The coding region runs from base 1 to 867 and encodes 288 amino acids.